Messenger RNA from Gossypium raimondii (Peruvian cotton), 1067 nucleotides. Its product is annotated as E3 ubiquitin-protein ligase RMA3. The record is from RefSeq and is a predicted model, not a curated record. Gene Ontology annotation, cellular component: endoplasmic reticulum. The coding region runs from base 171 to 926 and encodes 251 amino acids. Lineage: Eukaryota; Viridiplantae; Streptophyta; Magnoliopsida; Malvales; Malvaceae. The transcript is spliced from 2 exons. Gene Ontology annotation, molecular function: ubiquitin-like protein conjugating enzyme binding; metal ion binding; ubiquitin protein ligase activity. Gene Ontology annotation, biological process: ubiquitin-dependent protein catabolic process.
AUGUAAAUGACAGUGUGCCUAACUAAUAUCUUAUUUACCUCCCCUAACCUGUGAAUCUCCUUUUCCUUGCCAAUUGAAUUCACUCUAAUUUCCAAAGCUCUUUGAAAUCCAGGUUUUUGAUUAAAACCCAUUUUUCAUUUUGGUCUGUUUCAGCUUCCUCUUUACUGCUAAUGGCUAUGGAACCGAACUUCUUUGAGCAAGAAGGGCAAUCUGAGCCUGGAAAUAUAUCCCUCAAGCACAAAUGGGAUUCACUAUCAUCACCAACGAGAGACCAAAACAAGGAUUCCAGCGGCUUUGAUUGCAACAUUUGCUUCGACUCUGCACAAGAUCCAGUGGUCACCCUCUGUGGUCACUUAUACUGCUGGCCUUGCAUUUACAAGUGGCUUCAUGUCCAAACUUCUUCCCUUGAUGCAGAUCAACGACAACGGAACUGCCCUGUGUGCAAAGCGAACAUCUCUUCUAGUUCAUUGGUUCCCCUCUAUGGUCGUGGCACAGCUUCUGACUCUCAAUCCAAGGAUCCCCAUUCAGAUUUGGACAUUCCCCAAAGGCCACCUUCUCUUGGAUUGAACCCUAUGACCACAUCUUCACAGCCAAGUCAACAACUCCAUGAAAAUCUUUUUCAUCACCAGCAAUACUUCCCUCACCCUUAUGGAGACUAUGCGACCUUAGCAUCAUCUAGCCUCGGUGGUAUAGCGAUGACAAAUUUCUUCAAUCCUAUGUUUGGGAUGUUAGAGGAAAUGGUGUAUGCACGGAUAUCAGGGAGCUCAAACACAAGUAUGUUUACUUAUCCUUACCAAUCUUCGAAUCUGUUUUUUGGGAAUAACAAUCUCAGGAUGAGAAGGCAAGAAAUGCAGGUCGACAAAUCUCUUAGUAGAGUAUCCAUCUUUCUAUUUUGUUGCAUCAUUCUUUGUCUUCUCUUGUUUUGAAAGCAUUAUUGACUUUGAGCUUUGUAUGGUUGUAAAAAGAUACGUCAAUGAACAAACUGAACACAUAUUAAUUGUUGGAAAAAUUGCGUGGAAACUCACUUUAUAUAUUUAUAAAUAUACUAGCAAUAUCAUUUUCAAGAA